GCUACGUCUCGUGGCGUAAUGAGCACACGGGCUCCUGGUUUGGGACAGCCCUGUGUCAGGCGCUUAUGAAACACUCGCACUCCUAUGAGUUGCACCAAAUCCUCACUUAUACCUCGAAUUUGGUGAACAAUAAGACGACAACCGAUGGCGAGAAGCAAGUGAUGGAACACUCGUACCGCGGAUGGAAAAACUGUUUUUAUUUUAACCCCGGCGUCGCUGAGUCCCGAGGCUCUCCCCUUAGCUACGUCUCGUGGCGUAAUGAGCACACGGGCUCCUGGUUUGGGACAGCCCUGUGUCAGGCGCUUAUGAAACACUCGCACUCCUAUGAGUUGCACCAAAUCCUCACUUAUACCUCGAAUUUGGUGAACAAUAAGACGACAACCGAUGGCGAGAAGCAAGUGAUGGAACACUCCUACCGCGGAUGGAAAAACUGUUUUUAUUUUAACCCCGGCGUCGCUGAGUCCCGAGGCUCUCCCCUUAGUCCCAACUGAUCACAAGUUAUCACUAGUUAUUUGCUCAAAAAAAUAGUGUAUUGAGUGUUAACUUAUCGUAAAUUGUUAAUUGCUUUCUGAAUAUAUUAUUCCGACUUAACAUUAAGUGCCAUUAAUUCAGUCAUUAAACUCUUCCAUAACAUAAUGACAAAAACACAACAAAUUGUGAUUUAUAUACAAAUUCCAUAAUUUAUAUCGUAUUAUACUUACAAUUUUAUGAAAUUACACUUAAAUUAUUAGCUAUUAUUAUUAUUAUUAUUAUUAUUUCCAUUUAUUACAAGUCUUUCAUAC
Oppiella nova is the source of this 782-nucleotide messenger RNA. The record is from the annotation of a GenBank genome assembly. Lineage: Eukaryota; Metazoa; Arthropoda; Arachnida; Sarcoptiformes; Oppiidae.